Aricia agestis (brown argus) is the source of this 968-nucleotide messenger RNA. Its product is annotated as lipopolysaccharide-induced tumor necrosis factor-alpha factor homolog. Lineage: Eukaryota; Metazoa; Arthropoda; Insecta; Lepidoptera; Lycaenidae. Bases 219 to 533 code for a protein of 104 amino acids. The transcript has 3 exons. Gene Ontology annotation, molecular function: zinc ion binding. The record is from RefSeq and is a predicted model, not a curated record.
UAAACUAUUAUACCAGCGAUAACUCAAACAUUAUCGCAGGUCGAUAAUCACGUUAGUGUCUUGUUGUGAGUUGAUCAAAUGGUACGGGGAUUUACCGCGGAAUUUGAUUAAAAAUACUUUUUUUAAAUAUUGUAGAUACUUACCUAAUACUAAUAAAAAGAAGGACAUGGCAUGGACAAAGUGAAAAUUUAAGUCUUAUUUGAUACCUACUUGUAAAUAUGAUGGACACUAAUCCCUACCAGCCGAUCUCACCAAGGGGUGGGAAUGACGUGUGUAUCGAGAUGGACAUUCUGCGUGUGGGCUCGGAGCCGGUGGGGAUGCGCUGCCCUCACUGCCAGGAAGACGUCAUGACCAGAGCCACGUACAAAAACUCCACCUUAACGCACAUCGUGGCUGCCGUUUUAGGACUAUUGUUUUGGUGGUUAUGUUGUUGUGUGCUGCCGUAUGUUACAAAAAGGUGGAAAGAUGUGGAGCACUAUUGCCCUCGGUGUGCAGUGUUUUUGGGUGCCUACACAAGAAAAACAAUAAUUUAGUAUAAUUUUCAAACUUUAGUUACCUAAACCAUAAUUAUUUUACUAGCUUUCGUAUGCUUUUUCAUAUUUUUAACAAUAGGAUGAUUUUUAAGAUUUAUUUAUCAUAGUUAGGCUUAGAUUAGGCAAUAAGUAAGGUCUUUCACACUCCAACACUAUUCGAUUUUUAUCGAAAACCGCCUUUUAAUCGCAGAUUAAAAUUUUCUUGGGCUCAAAGCAUAAUUGGUCUAAUUUGAGAUGUAUUAUAAAAUUUAUAAAUUAUAAUAAUGAAUAACGGUUCCGUUUUUUGCCAUUUGGCUACGGGACCCUAAAAAUUGGCUACGUGCGUCUCAAAUUAGGAAAAAUAAGUCUUUCUAGUCUUAAUUAUUUUUAUUUCUUUAAUGACAACGGAGUACAAUUAAAAACGCAAAGGUUAAAUAAAAACUUUAAAAUUUAUAA